Dipodomys ordii (Ord's kangaroo rat) is the source of this 1287-nucleotide messenger RNA. It is a transcript of the gene Jam2, whose product is annotated as junctional adhesion molecule 2. Lineage: Eukaryota; Metazoa; Chordata; Mammalia; Rodentia; Heteromyidae. The coding region runs from base 68 to 964 and encodes 298 amino acids. The transcript has 10 exons. Gene Ontology annotation, biological process: leukocyte tethering or rolling. The record is from RefSeq and is a predicted model, not a curated record. Gene Ontology annotation, cellular component: tight junction; protein complex involved in cell adhesion; cell surface.
GCCUCCGGUACUCCAGCCGCCCCGAACCCCUCGACCUCCGCGUGGAGCCUGCAGCCUUCCGGGGAAGAUGGCGAGGGGGAGCCGCCACCGCCUCCUCCUGCUGCUCCUUCGCUACCUGGUGGUCGCCCUGGGCUAUCAUAAGGCAUAUGGAUUAUCUGCCCCCAAAGACAAUCAAGUAGUCACAGCAAUAGAGUACCAAGAGGUUAUUUUAGCCUGUAAAAGCCCAAAGAAGACCAUGUCAUCGAGAUUAGAGUGGAAGAAACUGGGGCGGAGUGUCUCCUUUGUCUACUACCAGCAGACUUUCCAAGGUGAUUUUAAAGAUCGAGCUGAAAUGAUAGAUUUCAGUAUACGGAUCAAAAAUGUUACAAGAAAGGAUGCUGGGAAAUACCGUUGUGAAGUUAGUGCCCCAUCAGAGCAAGGCCAAAACCUGGAAGAGGAUACGGUCACUCUAGAAGUAUUAGUGGCUCCAGCAGUGCCAUCAUGUGAAGUGCCCACUUCUGCUUUGAGUGGGACUGUGGUAGAGCUACGAUGUCAAGACAAAGAAGGCAAUCCAGCUCCUGAAUAUACAUGGUUUAAGGAUGGCAUCCGUUUGCUGGGGAAUCCAAAACUUGGCUCCCAAAGAUCCAACAGCUCCUACACAAUGAAUAUAAAAUCUGGAACUCUGCAAUUUAAUACUGUUUCUAAACUGGAUAGUGGAGAAUAUUCCUGUGAAGCCCGUAAUUCUGUUGGAUAUCGCCGGUGUCUGGGAAAACGAAUGCAAGUAGAUGAUCUCAAUGUAAGUGGCAUCAUAGCAGCUGUAGUAGUUGUGGCCUUAGUGAUUUCUGUAUGUGGCCUUGGUGUGUGCUAUGCCCAGAGAAAAGGCUAUUUUUCAAAAGAAACUUCCUUCCAGAAGGGUAGUUCUGCACCUAAAGAUACUGCAGUGAGUGAAAAUGAUUUCAAACACACAAAAUCCUUCAUAAUUUAAAAAAACCCGAUUUUGAGAUACAUCAAAACCACAGUUGUUAUUCAAGUUAUUAAAGUAUUAUAAGCCUCUGCUUUGACUUAUAUUUGUGAAGAGGAGGGCUAGGAAAUGAACUUGGAACCUCCUUACAACUUUGAUAACCUCUAGCUCACCUGAAAUUGUUAUUUUUUUGAGAAAAAAAUGUCAUUGUCUAAAAUACAACCUGGCUUCCUUUGUCCGAUCGAACUAGAGAAUCAAAAUACUGUUACACUCUGCGUUUUGUGAAAUGCUAACAAAUGUCUUAACUUCUGAAGAAAGUUACCAUAAUAAACCAUCUUGACUGUGAA